This is a messenger RNA of Dissoconium aciculare CBS 342.82, 4120 nucleotides long. Its product is annotated as carbamoyl-phosphate synthase large subunit. Gene Ontology annotation, biological process: UTP biosynthetic process; L-citrulline biosynthetic process; 'de novo' pyrimidine nucleobase biosynthetic process. Gene Ontology annotation, molecular function: ATP binding; dihydroorotase activity; aspartate carbamoyltransferase activity. NCBI's taxonomy places the organism in Eukaryota, Fungi, Ascomycota, Dothideomycetes, Mycosphaerellales, Dissoconiaceae. The record is from RefSeq and is a predicted model, not a curated record. The transcript has 2 exons. Gene Ontology annotation, cellular component: cytosol; cytoplasm. The coding region runs from base 381 to 3899 and encodes 1172 amino acids.
UUUCUACCAUCCUCCGUGAUUCUCGUUACAAAACCUCAUCAAUUGUCAAGCGACGCCAGACAACUGGUCGCGUGCACCGUGAACGAUUUGUGUGCCUAAGAAAAAAGGCGGGCGGCGGUCAAGGAAGGGUUUGUGUGCUUAUCGCUAUCAACGAAAGGCCCGCGCACAGAUGCAGCGCUAGACAAGCCGAGCUCCAUGAUUCUCACCCCAGACUCUUUCGCAUUGGGUUUUUGGAGCCGCGGAAUUUUGGCAGUCAAGUGAGUCAACUGUGACUGACCGAGACCUUUUCUUUCUGUACCACUGUGCUUUUCUUCUCCCAUUUCAAGGCCUCCCAAGAGCGCCGGGGAUUCACUCCAUCUUCCUCUCUUUCAUUCGCAACCAUGGCUCUCGGCGCGUGUGUUGCUCGCCAGCUGCAACAAGAGCUCUCCCGACACACUCGAUUGGCCGUGCCGCGCAUAGCCCGUCGCACUUUUCUUUCCCAGAGCCCGGCCGUCGCUCGUUGCAACACAUUCGCUCGCUCCAGCAGGUCUCCAGCGAAGCAAUUGCGACAGUUCUCCCGAACAACUGGUUUGUUGGCGACCAGCAAGGCUGAUGUUGCUCCCAAUGCCAAGGCAUACCUCGAGAGCGGUGUCAUUGCUGGUGCCCAAGAUCUCAUCGAUGUCAAGAAGGUCCUCGUGAUCGGCUCUGGAGGUCUUGCCAUCGGCCAGGCCGGUGAGUUCGAUUAUUCGGGUUCACAAGCUCUCAAGGCUCUCAAAGAAGCUGGAAUUGCUUCGGUCUUGGUCAACCCCAACAUCGCUACCAUUCAAACCUCACACGCCCUCGCCGAUGAGGUUUACUACCUGCCCGUCAACCCAGAAUAUGUGACUUACGUCAUCGAGAGGGAGCGACCCGAUGGUAUCUUCUUGUCCUUUGGUGGCCAGACCGCACUGAACUUGGGUGUGCAAAUGGAGAAGAUGGGAAUCUUCAAAAAGUACGGCGUUCGCGUUCUUGGAACCAGCAUCAAGACCCUCGAGACCAGUGAGGAUCGUGAUCUCUUUGCCAAGGCUCUGCAAGAAAUCAACAUUCCGAUCGCAGAGAGUAUCGCUGUAGAGACCCUCGAUGAUGCUCUCAAGGCCGCCGACAAGAUUGGUUACCCAAUCAUUGUUCGCGCUGCCUUUGCUCUCGGUGGUCUCGGAUCCGGCUUCGCAGAUAAUCCCGAGGAGCUUCGGGAUCUUGCUGCGCGAUCGCUCACCCUUUCUCCUCAGAUCUUAGUCGAAAAGUCCCUCAAGGGCUGGAAAGAGGCGGAAUAUGAGGUCGUCCGGGACGCUUCGGACAACUGUAUCACAGUUUGCAACAUGGAGAACUUCGACCCACUUGGAGUCCACACCGGAGACAGUAUCGUCGUUUCGCCCUCUCAGACCUUUAGUGAUGAGGAAUACCACAUGUUGCGAACUGCGGCCAUCAAGAUUAUUCGCCAUCUUGGUGUUGUCGGAGAAUGUAACGUGCAGUACGCUCUACAGCCUGACGGACUCGACUACAGAGUCAUUGAGGUCAACGCUCGGUUGUCCCGUUCUUCUGCUUUGGCUUCAAAAGCUACUGGUUAUCCUCUUGCGUACACCGCUGCGAAGAUCGGUCUCGGCCACACACUUCCAGAGCUGCCCAAUGCUGUCACUCGCACUACAACUGCUAACUUCGAGCCGUCUCUCGAUUACAUCGUCACCAAAAUCCCUCGAUGGGACUUGUCAAAAUUCCAGAAUGUCAACCGCUCGAUCGGAUCCAGCAUGAAGUCAGUCGGAGAAGUCAUGGCCAUCGGACGAACUUUCGAGGAAAGUUUUCAAAAAGCUAUCCGCCAGGUUGACCCCAAAUUCGUCGGCCUGCAGGGUGACAAGUUUGAGGAUCUCGAUGAAGUGCUCAAGAACCCUACUGACCGCCGAUGGCUGGCUGUCGGCCAGGCCAUGCUUCACGAAGGAUACACCGUUGAUCGCGUUCACGAGCUGAGCAAGAUUGACAAGUGGUUCCUUUACAAGAUUCAGAACAUUGUCGACUGCACACAUGAGCUUCAGGAUAUCGGCUCGCUGUUUGGUGUGAAGAAGGAGCUGAUGAUGAAGGCGAAGAAACUCGGAUUCAGCGACAAGCAGAUUGCGCUUGCGGUCAACAGCACUGAAGAUGAGGUUCGCGCUCGCCGAAAGAACUUUGGCAUCAAGCCUUGGGUCAAGAAGAUCGACACACUCGCCGCAGAAUUCCCUGCAGACACCAACUACCUCUACACAACAUACAAUGCGUCAAGUCACGAUGUCACUUUUGACGACCACGGAAUCCUUGUGCUCGGCUCUGGUGUUUACCGAAUUGGUAGCUCCGUCGAGUUCGAUUGGUGCAGUGUGUCCACUUCGACCGCAUUGAGGAGCCAAGGCAAGAAGACUGUGGUCAUCAACAACAACCCGGAGACGAUGUCCACCGACUUCGAUAUGGCUGACAAGCUGUACUUUGACGAGCUGAGCUACGAGCGUGUCAUGGAUAUUUACGAGCUGGAAUCUGCAUCUGGUGUGGUCGUAUCUGUUGGUGGUCAGCUGCCGCAAAACAUCGCACUCAAAUUGCAAGAAAGCGGUAAAGCGAAGGUACUCGGUACCGAUCCUAAGGAUAUCGACAAGGCCGAGGACCGUCACAAGUUCUCUCAGAUCCUCGACUCCAUCGGUGUGGACCAGCCAGCGUGGAAGGAGCUCACAAGCUACAAGGAUGCCCAAGCUUUCGCCAAUGAGGUCGGCUACCCUGUGCUCGUCCGUCCCAGCUACGUGCUUUCUGGUGCCGCCAUGACGGUCAUUCGAAGUGAGGACGAGCUCGAGGAGAAGCUUGUCGCUGCUAGCAGUGUCAGCCCCGAUCACCCUGUCGUCAUCACUAAAUUCAUUGAAGGGGCCAAGGAAAUCGACGUUGAUGCCGUUGCCUCUGGUGGAAAGCUCCUCGUCCACGCCGUCAGCGAACACAUCGAAAAUGCUGGUGUCCACUCCGGUGAUGCCUCUCUCGUCCUCCCGCCCACGAGCCUCCCCCAGAGCACAAUCGACCGCGUCAAGGAAAUCGCCCAGAAGGUCGCCAAAGCUUGGUCAAUCACUGGUCCCUUCAACAUGCAGAUCAUCUCCGCUACUGACCCUGAAGGCGGCGAGGAUCAGCUCAAGGUCAUCGAAUGUAACCUCCGCGCCUCCCGAUCCUUCCCCUUCGUCAGCAAAGUUUUGGGUACCAACUUCAUCGAUGUGGCCACUCGCGCUCUGCUUGACAAGGAUGUCCCUGAACCCGUUGAUCUCAUGACCGAGAAGCGAGACUACCUUGCCGUCAAGGUUCCGCAAUUCUCAUGGACUCGUCUCGCUGGUGCUGACCCUUACCUCGGCGUCGAGAUGGCCAGUACUGGAGAAAUGGCUUGUUUCGGAAAGGACCUCGUCGAGGCCUACUGGACCGCGAUGCAGAGCACCAUGAACUUCCGCUUGCCCGUUCCUGGCGAAGGCCUCCUCUUUGGAGGUGACGUCGAGACCCCUGACCUUGCCAAGAUCGUCGACUUCCUGCAACCGCUGGGCUUCAAGCUGUACGCUGCCAACGAAAUCGUCAAGCAACACCUCGAGAGCGCCUCUACUGCCCAGGGCGUCUCAGUCGAGGUCAUUGAAUUCCCCAAGCAGGACAAGCGACUGCUCCGCGAAGUGUUCGAGAAGUACAACAUCCGCGGUGUCUUCAACCUGGCUAAGAGAAGGGCCAGCUCAAUGGUCGAUGAGGACUACGUCAUGCGCAGAAACGCCGUCGACUUUGGUGUCCCACUUUUCAUGGAGCCUAGGACUGCUGUGCUGUUCGCUCAGUGCAUGAGCGAGAAGCUUCCAAAGAAAGAGGGUAUCCCGGCCGAGGUGCGCCGAUGGAGCGAGUUCAUCGGCGGCAAGCCUUUGUAAAGCAAAUUCGUGAUCCACUUAUCCGGACCAGCUCGGGCUCUAACAGAUCACUCUCGUUGGAGCCUGAUCACUGGAGAAGAAUUUGGAGACGGAUGGAACGGGCAUUGUAUAGGUCGCCCUGGCGUUAAUUUACUUAUGGUUGCGUAUGUGCGUGCGUGUGAGCAAGAUGGAACUAUUAGAUGAAUUAUAAGCGUUAAAAAAGACUCACACGAUCUUCCGCC